AGAAGUUGCACGCUUUGGAACAACAUGUCUGGCUUUUCUAAUGGGAGUGACAGUGUAAUGCCGAUCGACUUGAUUCAUUUUGUAUCCAAUGUGCGGUGUAAGCUACGUUGUACUUCGGAAUUCAGCAGUUAGAUUCUCGGUACAUCUUCACGAUACACACACUGUAGAUGUACAUGUAAGUCAUCCACUGCACUGCAGCUGCAACAAUGGGAGUACUACGAUGGGCAUCCCUCCAGCAGAGGGAUUCAGAUAUUCAUAAUUAUGCGCAGAGAUCAUGGUGUGUGCGAAAAGGACCCUGGUACAAAAUGUACUUGCAAAUGUGCAUACUGAUGGUAACGAUGAUAGCAAAACACCGAGCGCUGGCUGCCUGCCCACCCAUAUACAUCAAAGAGGCGCCAGAGGAUUGGAGUUGUGUGAGAGAAUGCCGUCCUGGCACUUUCUGCCAUAGUAGCAGCUGCUUACCCUGUUCCCCCUGUCCAGAUCCCUACACUCUGGCUGAGUCGGGAAGGACCGAAAUGUCCAUUGUCCCAGCGUGCAUUAAUAAUGGGAUCUGUCCCAACACCUGCGCCCCCAUCGGGUUCACUCCACCAGCAGCCAAUGCAUCUAUGUGUGACUGCGUGGGUGUUAUUCCACCGACUCCAGAACCUACACCUGUCAUUUGCAAGGAAGGCUGUUCUAAUGGUCACUGUGAAACACACGGAGAAUGCAUCUGCGACAGUGGUUGGGAUGGGGAGUUGUGUAACCUGAGGCAAUGUAUCCCCGACUGCAUGCACGGUCACUGUAACACCUCAUCAGGAGAGUGCAUCUGUUCUGUAGGAUGGGGAGGAUCGCUUUGUGAUGAAGAUUUAAGCUACUGUAGGAAUAACCAGCCAUGCCGGAAUGGUGGAACAUGUGCAGACAGUGAAAAUGGAGGUUACACCUGUCACUGUACGGAGGAAUUCACAGGAAUAGAUUGUGAGACAAAUUUGAGCUACUGUAGCAACAACCCGUCGUGUAGGAAUGGUGGAACAUGCUUAGACAAUGAAAAUGGAAGUUUCAGUUGUCAGUGCACGGAGGAUUUCACAGGAACAAAUUGUGAGACAAGAAUGAAGCUGUGGCUAUGUGAGGAGACUUGCCUCAACAAUGGAACCUGCCAGGAGACUGAAUUGGAUGUGUAUCAGUGUGAGUGCAUGGAAGGCUUCACUGGAACCAAGUGCCAGCAUUCAAAAGGUGCACCAAGUUGGGUGUAUGGGCUUGUAGGUGCCGUAGUUGUACUAGGCGCGGCUGCAGCACUGACUUGCAUUUUUUGCAGCAGGAAACUUCACAUCAGGCCUUGUGUGAAGGCCUUCUGGCCGCUCAACAAUGACAGCGACAUACAACUACUAAGGUUUUCUAAAAAGUCUGGUGAAUCGCUGGCCUAUGAGCUCUCUGGGACCACAGCCAUCCUCAAGGACCUUCACAAGUGGCCCCAGUGUGUCAUCAAGACCUGCCCAUGUGUCCCUGGAUUCCCUGUCCGCAUCAUGCCUGAUAUGCAGAGACAUGCAGUUCCAAAUCUCCGCCCAGGGUUCACCUACACCUUUCAUGUUUGCAGGGUGGGGCGCGAUGUCGAAGACAGUGAAUGUGUAGUGACUGAGUGCAGCUUUGAGGUUUCAGGAUUUGCUGAGGAAGAUGAAAUGUGCACUGGAACUCUGAAGCUGAUUGAAGAAAGCAUCCAGCUCCGGAGAGACCUGGACCAAAUCUUGGCCCACGGCGACGAUCUGCGACACUGCAUCUCCAGUUUCUUUGGCUUCAGCGACCGCUGCAGGGAUGCCUUCGUGAAGUCCGACAGCCAGCAGUGCGCCGAGACUCUGAGCGACAUUCUCAGAGCCUUGGACAAACUGGACUGCAGGGUGGAGCCCCUGCUGCGCCACCUGGAACGAGUCAAGCUGGACUCGGCGACCAAGUUUGCUCAGACACUGUGCAGGUAUCACCCGGAGUGCAAAGUCUGUCCCCACAUCUGUCAUCUGCUGCAUGGAGGAACCACCAAGUGGGCCAGUCAACAUGUCAACGAGGUCACCCCGUAUCCUCUUUUAAAUGGUACAACGACAUGCAUCUGAUAAGCCCGUGCCGUUGAAAG
Molecule: messenger RNA, 2095 nt
Organism: Acanthaster planci (crown-of-thorns starfish)
Lineage: Eukaryota; Metazoa; Echinodermata; Asteroidea; Valvatida; Acanthasteridae
Molecular function (GO): calcium ion binding; Notch binding
Source: RefSeq, a predicted model, not a curated record